AUGGCCGAAGCUUCUUCGGGCGUCCUGCCCGCCUACGGGAGUUCCAGCCAUCUGUCGUCUGGGCCUCCGUCUCCCUCCCUAUCUCGACACCACCGCUUGAGCCGACGAGGCUCCAUCACAGCCGACGAUCCACCAGACGAACGAACGGGUCUCUUGCAGAGCCAACGGUCGCGGACAGCACGACACCCGCAUCUCAACCGGUCGCACAGCUAUGCCGGAACCGCCACGCGGCACCACAGCCGGGCGGGGUCAUGGGGCCAACGCCUGAUCGGCGUCCUGUCUGACCGACAGGAAUCCAUGGCCGAGUCCAAGGCGUCCAUCGCGCCCGACGAGCGGGUAUGGUAUGACCAGUUUACGUCGACUGACUGGGUACACGAUAGCAUACUAGACGCAUAUCGCGUCAAAGCGCUACGCAGCCGCAAAGACUUUUGGGGCCGAGUGUAUGUCCUCUUUGACGGUGCGCAAGGCUGGGUGCUUUCGGCGCUAGUCGGAUUUGUAGUUGCAGUUCUGGCCUAUGCUAUCGAUGUGUCCGAGGCUGUGGCUUUUGACUACAAAUAUGGAUAUUGCACAUUGGGGUGGUUUAUGACCGAAAAGCAAUGUUGUCCCAACGGGCUUUGUACCGACUGGCGUGAGUGGGCUGAAGUGCUUGGCGUUCAGGGCCUCGGUGAGAUCUGGGUAGAAUACGCGUUGUACAUACUUGGUGUCAUCGUGUUCGCUGCACUCGCCUGCCUUCUUACAUUGACGACAGAGACAGUGGUGCCCUCGGCAUUUCGGCUGUCCACGCUCGACGAAAACUUGGCUGCAGAGCCCGUCUCUUCUAGGCUCGAGGACGACGCUGCCGAGGAUGGGGACAACGGCGUUGGCGGCAGCUCGGGUCGCAUGCACUACGGUGGUGUUCACAAUGCCGAUGGUGGUGUCAGUUCCAGCAGCAGCCCUGCCCCUCCAGAGGACAAGCCGGCCCAGUCCCUACCCCCCAUGGUGUACUUCUCUGCGGCCGGCAGUGGUGUUGCAGAAGUGCGGGUGAUCCUGAGCGGUUUCGUGUUGCACGGAUUCCUUGGUUUCAAGACACUUGUGAUCAAGUCACUUGGUUUGGUGCUCAGUGUGGCGUCCGGUCUGAGUCUUGGCAAAGAAGGCCCCUAUGUUCAUAUUGCAACCUGUGUCGGCAACAUUGCGUGCCGCCUGUUCGCAAAGUAUGACCGGAACGAUGCGAAGCGACGAGAGGUGCUAUCUGCGGCCGCAGCGGCCGGUGUGGCCGUCGCCUUCGGCGCUCCUCUCGGCGGUGUGUUGUUCUGUCUUGAAGAAGUGGCCUAUUUCUUCCCUGCCAAAACGCUCUUCCGCACCUUCUUCUGCUGCAUCACGGCGGCCUUGACCCUCAAAUUUCUGAACCCGUACGGCACGAACAAGAUUGUCAUGUUCCAGGUGCAGUAUCCCGUGGACUGGGAAUACUUUGAGCUGGGAAGUUUCGUGGCUGUCGGUGUUCUGGGUGGCGUGGCUGGUGCCAUGUUCAUCAAGGCAUCACGCCUGUGGGCCAAGUCUUUCCGAGGGGUUCCCCUGAUCAAGAAGCACCCUCUCCUGGAGGUGGUGCUUGUUGCCCUUGUGACUGGCCUCAUCGGCUACUGGAGCGAUCUGACCAAGCUGCCUGUCGCUGAGCUUCUCUACAACCUGGCCGCGCCCUGCGACGUCACAGACAACAACCUCCAGGAUCUUGGCAUCUGCCCAACUGAGGUGACUGAUAUCCCGCCGAUUUUGCUCAAACUUUUUGGCGCGUUCUUGAUCAAGGGCGUCUUGACGAUUGUGACCUUUGGCAUCAAAUUGCCGGCUGGUAUCUACGUGCCGUCCAUGGUUGUCGGCGGUCUCAUGGGUCGCAUUGUAGGCCAUGUCGUACAGUGGGUAGUUCUCAGCUUCCCGACAUGGCCUGUUUGGGGUACGUGCCCUGCUAUUGGCGAGGCAUCAUGCAUUCAACCUGGCGUCUACGGACUGAUUGCUGCCGGGGCUACGAUGUGCGGUGUCACUCGGCUUUCCGUGACACUGGCCGUUAUUCUGUUUGAGAUUACAGGCAGCCUCGACUACGUUUUGCCGUUUUCGCUGGCCAUUCUGGUCGCCAAGUGGACUGCCGAUGCCAUUGAGCCUCUGUCUAUCUAUGAUCUUCUCACUGAGAUGAACUCGUAUCCCUUUCUGCACAACAAGCACAAGCCCGUCUUCACGUCGGAUCUGGCUGAUAUCGUGCCACGUGUCCGCCGCAGCCGCAUCAUUGACAUUUCAUCGUCGCCGCUGGUCAAGGCCACCGUCCUGCGCCAGAAGUUGGAGAUCCUUCACCGUGCAGGUGAGCUCGAUGGUGGACUGCCCAUUGUGCGGCAUGACGUUCUCGUGGGACUGAUCCCGGCCCCCGACCUUGAGUUUGCGCUCGAUAGCCUGCGCGAUGAGUCGUCGAGCCUGUGUCUCAUGGCUUCCGUCCCGAGCAUUGAUGACUCAGACGAUGAUGACCGUGGAAUCGACCCGACCGACUUCACCCCAUACAUUGACCCGGCCCCUGUCGCCCUUGACAUCCGGUCCCCGAUGGAUCUCGUCCACGAAUGUUUUGUCAAGCUAGGUCUUCGGUACAUUUGCGUUCUUCGCGAUGGUCGCUAUGCUGGCAUGGCCCAUAAAAAGACUUUUGUGAAGUACGUCCGGGACCUCGAGGAACACCAACAUCACGCUUUGUAA
Sporothrix brasiliensis 5110 is the source of this 2703-nucleotide messenger RNA. RefSeq lists its product as uncharacterized. Gene Ontology annotation, molecular function: voltage-gated chloride channel activity. Gene Ontology annotation, biological process: chloride transport; transmembrane transport. The transcript is spliced from 5 exons. The record is from RefSeq and is a predicted model, not a curated record. NCBI's taxonomy places the organism in Eukaryota, Fungi, Ascomycota, Sordariomycetes, Ophiostomatales, Ophiostomataceae. Bases 1 to 2703 code for a protein of 900 amino acids. Gene Ontology annotation, cellular component: Golgi apparatus; membrane; early endosome.